UUCUGGUCGCCAAUUCAUGGUUUUUCUGCUUCUCCUUUCACACUUCCAUAAUUCUCCACCGGUUUUUCCUCAUCAUGAUCUUCCUUUUCCGAUCUCAAUCCGGUGAGGUGUGUGGCCCACGCGCUUAGAUCUGCUUAGAUCUCCAGCGUCACUUGAGCUGCUUCAGUUUGAUUUAGUUUUCUUGUAUUUUACUGCUUCCAAUUGAGCUGUUUCUAUCCUUUUUUCUUUUCCUCAAGCGUCUUUUUCCUCCGAUUCGUUGCUGCUUCAGCUCGUCGUUUUUGGAUUAGUUAUUUUCUCCUUGUGAACUUGUUCUGUUUUGUUCGCACUCCUUAAGUGCUUCGCGACAAUUUGUUACGUCGUCUUGGAGCACUUUCACCGAUUUGCUGCGUUUAUUUUUUGGUUUGAUCUUUGAUUUCUAUAGCGGGUUCGUUGAACACGAAGCGUGAAGUUGUUGUGUUAAUUAAUCAAGCUUGUGAUUCUUUUCAACCAUAAAAUUUCAGUCAACUAUUCCUCAGUUUUCGUUCUUGCAAGUUCAAUUUCCAGUCACAUUUGUUGCCUGAGAGUGCUCUUCGCGUUAAAGAUGACGUCUGGGACGAGGCAACCGACUUGGAAGGAGAGGGAGAACAAUAAGAGGAGAGAGAGGAGGCGGAGAGCCAUAGCCGCGAAGAUUUUCGCUGGUCUCAGAACGUAUGGCAACUACAAGCUCCCUAAGCACUGCGACAACAAUGAGGUGCUCAAGGCUCUCUGCAACGAAGCUGGCUGGACUGUCGAACCCGACGGCACCACUUACCGCAAGGGAUGUAAGCCUGUAGAACGUAUGGAUGUGGUUGGUGGUUCUGCGGCAGCAAGCCCAUGUUCAUCUUACCAUCCAAGUCCCUGUGCUUCCUACAACCCAAGCCCUGGCUCUUCUUCCUUCCCAAGCCCACGCUCAUCGGCCUAUGCAGCGAACCCUAAUGGUGAUGGCAAUUCCCUUAUUCCAUGGCUAAAAACUCUCUCGUCUGGAUCAUCCUCAGCAUCCUCUUCGAAGCUCCCCCAUCUCUACAUUCAUACCGGCUCCAUCAGUGCUCCUGUCACUCCUCCUCUGAGCUCUCCAACUGCCCGAACACCCCGAACCAAAGGUGACUGGGAUCAUCAGUCCACUCGUCCUGGGUGGGUUGGGCAGCAAUAUUCCUUCCUGCCCUCCUCAACUCCCCCAAGCCCUGGUCGUCAGGUUGUUAAUCCAGAAUGGUUUGCUGGUAUUAGGACCCAGGGCGGGCCUAACUCUCCAACCUUCAGCUUGGUCUCUUCAAACCCCUUUGGCUUCAAAGAAGAGGUUGUAGCCGGCAGUGGUUCGCGAAUGUGGACUCCUGGGCAAAGUGGGACAUGUUCUCCAGCCAUAGCAGCAGGCUCUGAUCACACUGCUGACAUUCCCAUGGCUGAAGUGGUUUCAGAAGAAUUUGCGUUUGGGAGCAACACAGCAGGCUUGGUGAAGCCAUGGGAAGGAGAGAGGAUCCAUGAAGAUUGUGGAUCAGAUGACCUUGAACUCACUCUUGGGAGCUCAAAAACCAGGUGAGAUUACCAUAUAAACCAAGAGUCAGCAUCCCUUGAUGUGAACAUUGACUAGGUUUGUUUAAUUAUGUAGAAAAGGUAGAGAGUAGGGAAUUAAGGUGAACAUAAAACAGUUGCUCUUUCAUUGUAUUUUAUUCUUUUAUUUUCUAUUAGGUCAUAUUUGUUUCCAAGUUAUAUACAUAGCCUUUAGUUAGGUGGGGUGGCUUUGCAAACCCUUUCAUUUUGUCAGUGUCAUGUUAAACCUUAAUGUUAUUGGAAAGAUUAAUCAAUAUACCUGUAUGGAUUUGGCUUGGUUUGCCAGUGAAAGCAAAUUUACUUGAAA
This is a messenger RNA of Neltuma alba, 1870 nucleotides long. RefSeq names its product BES1/BZR1 homolog protein 4-like. Gene Ontology annotation, molecular function: DNA-binding transcription factor activity. Lineage: Eukaryota; Viridiplantae; Streptophyta; Magnoliopsida; Fabales; Fabaceae. The record is from RefSeq and is a predicted model, not a curated record. Gene Ontology annotation, biological process: DNA-templated transcription; brassinosteroid mediated signaling pathway. The transcript has 3 exons. The coding region runs from base 581 to 1552 and encodes 323 amino acids.